Molecule: messenger RNA, 3909 nt
Organism: Falco peregrinus (peregrine falcon)
Lineage: Eukaryota; Metazoa; Chordata; Aves; Falconiformes; Falconidae
Gene: GPCPD1
Product: glycerophosphocholine phosphodiesterase 1
Exons: 20
Coding region: 212-2248 (678 amino acids)
Biological process (GO): glycerophospholipid catabolic process
Molecular function (GO): glycerophosphocholine phosphodiesterase activity; starch binding
Source: RefSeq, a predicted model, not a curated record
ACCCCACCCCUCCCGGUUCGGCCGGGGGCAGCUGGAACCGGUUGGCGGCCGCGGCGCCCCCGUCCCCCGGCGCUGUCAGGCGGCCCCGGCGGCGGCAGGACGGGCAGGGACCCGGGCGGCGCCGCCCGCAGCCACGCACAAGGCGCUGGGACAGCCGGAGCGGUGCUCAGCCAGGAGAUUUCAGCUAUCCUAAGACAAAAGUUCUGCAGGUAUGACCUCUUCUCAAGUCACCUUUGAAGUAAGAGGACCGUCAGUACCAGGAGAGGUUUUUGCUAUAUGCGGGAGCUGCAGUGCUUUGGGAAACUGGAAUCCACAAGCUGCAGUGGUCCUUCAGACUGAUGAUCGUCAAUUAUGGAAAGCUACUGUAGAGCUUCUUAGAGGAGUUCCUGUUCGGUACCGGUAUUUUAAAGGGUACUUCCUAGAACCUAAGACUAUCGAUGGUCCCUGCGAAGUCAUAGUUCACACGUGGGAGACUCAUCUACAACCACGAUCAAUUACCCCUUUAGAAAAUGAAAUUACUAUUGACGAUGGAUACUUUGGAAUCCGUAAUGGUAUUGAAACUGUGGAUGCUGGGUGGCUGACGUGUCAAACAGAAAUAAGAUUGCGUCUACAUUAUUCUGAGAAACCACCUGUAGUGAUAUCUAAGAAGAAAUUUAAAACAUCAAGGUUCAGAGUAAAAUUGACUCUAGAAGGCCUAGAGGAAGAUGAGGAUGAUGAAGAAGGCCAAGAGAAAACAUCCCCUACUGUCCCUCAGAAAAUGGCAAACACUGUGGAGUUCUCCUUAAUAAGUAACAACGAAUAUAAAUGUCGACACUCUCAGCCAGACUGUGGUUAUGCUUUGCAGCCAGAUCGAUGGAUAGAAUACACAAUACAAACCAUGGAGCCUGAUAACUUGGAAUUAAUCUUUGAUUUUUUUGAGGAAGAUUUAGGUGAAAAAGUAGUACAAGGCGAUGUGCUCCCAGGUCAUGUAGGUUCUGCCUGCCUCCUGUCAUCCACAAUUGCAGAACUCGGAAAGAGUGCUGGAAUUCUUACACUUGCUAUUAUGAGCAGAAAUCCAAGGAAGACAAUUGGAAAAGUUAGAGUGGACUACAUAAUUAUUAAGCCGAUCCAGGGAUACACUUGUGAUAUGAAGGCUUCAUACGCAAAAUAUUGGAAACCAAGAACAACUCUAGAUGUUGGACACAGGGGAGCAGGAAAUUCUACAACAACAGCUAAACUUGCUAAAGUUCAAGAGAAUACUAUUGCCUCUCUGAGGAAUGCUGCUAGUCAUGGAGCAGCAUAUGUGGAAUUUGAUGUGCAUCUUUCUAAAGAUCAUGUGCCUAUUGUCUACCAUGAUCUCACAUGUUGCAUGGCCAUGAAAAAGAAACUGGAUACGGAGCCUUUGGAACUGUUUGAGAUUGCAGUCAAAGAACUCACAUUUGAUCAGCUGCAGUUAUUGAAGCUGGCUCACGUGACUGCCCUGAAGGUAAAAGACCACAAUGCAUCUUUUAAAGAAGAAGAAAACUCUGCUUUUGAGACCCAGCCAUUUCCUUCUCUGCAGAGAGUCCUGGAGUCUGUUUCUGAAGAUGUUGGGUUCAACAUAGAAAUAAAAUGGAUCUGCCAACAAAGGGAUGGACAGUGGGACGGCAACUUGUCAACUUACUUUGAUAUGAACCUCUUUCUAGAUAUUAUUCUAAAGACUGUUUUGAUGAAUGCUGGAAGAAGAAGAAUUGUAUUUUCUUCUUUUAAUGCAGAUAUUUGUACAAUGGUUCGGCAUAAGCAGAACAAGUACCCUGUGCUAUUUCUCACCCAAGGAGAAUCUAAACUCUAUCCAGAGCUUAUGGAUCUUAGGUCUCGUACAACUCCAAUUGCCAUUACUUUUGCACAAUUUGAAAACUUGCUGGGAAUUAAUGUGCACUCUGAAGAUCUGCUGAGGAAUCCGUCAUUUAUUAAAAGGGCCAAAUCUAAGGGCCUAGUUAUUUUUUCAUGGGGUGAUGAUGCAAAUGACCCAGAUAACAGGAAGAAGUUGAGAGAAUAUGGUGUUCAUGGGCUAAUAUAUGACAGGAUAUACGACUCAAAUCCUGAACAACCAAAUAUAUUCCAGGUGGAGCAGCUGGAACGGCUCAAGAAAGAAUUACCAGAACUGAAAAGCUGUGUGUGCCCCACAGUUAGCCACUUUAAAUCCAUAUCUCCAUGUAAAUGUCAUCAUAGUUGCCUGGACGAGAAAGCUGUGGAUAACUUGAAGAGUGUUCAAAUGCAAAAGGACUAACUGUAGGCAGAAUGCCAUGUUGUAUCUAACAUCCACCACUGGAACAGUGCUGUCCACGCCUUCAGGUUGGUUUGUUUGCAGUCCCCGAAUAGCAAUAACAGUGUUUCUCCUUCCUGGCAGUACUUGCUAAAAUUUCAAACAAUGGUAAAAUAGUCAGCCAGUUAUUGUUCCAAUUUACGUACACAGUUUUAACUUUUUCAAGAUUUGCAACUUGAUUAUAGGAAAAAGAAAAUGAAGUAUUAACACUAAGUAUGUGUUUAAAAAUAACAGAAAACCAAGCCAUCUGAGGACUGGGAGGGAGUGGAAGCUCAGAAACUAAAUUGUAGGGAAGUUACAAUGAUCUGAUGCUGAAUAUGCUGAGAAAUUGUUUUGACUUUGAUUUUACUUCAGUGCUACAAGUUGUCAGCCUGUAGCUGACAACAGGAAAUUUGAGAGUGCGAUUGUAAGAUACGUAUAAUUAGAUCUGGCCUGAAUAAAUUGGUACCUCAUUUAUAUGUAUUUGCACCGAUACAUCCACAUCCACCUGUACAAAGCUUUGUGCCAUUUUAAAAUACCUAUAUAUUUUUAAGUAAACUGCAAUGCAUAUUAACUCCUCUUUUUUUUUUUUUUUUUUUUCCUUUUUCUUUUUUCCUCCCCACUUCAUGGCACACUUAGGCUGCUGCUAUUGUUUUCUCAUUUGCCAGUUUAGUGAUGCAGUGUCUGUGUAUAGCAGUCAAAGGUGAGGCACCAGUAUGAUUUUUUUUUUCAUUAAUCUCACACAGGCUAAACUUUAGAAAUGUUGAUAAUAAUUUUAGCAGAAUUACAGAAACAUCCUCAGUGUCUGAGAAUCUUUCUUGCACUGUAACCUUAAUAAACAGAAUAGGUACCAUGCACAAACUCUACAAAAUGCAUGCUUUCGUUCUUAAGCAUGAAAUUUAGGUGUUUGCUGAGGCCCUUGCAUCUUUACGGUGCUAGUUAUGUGUGAAGGGUGCAAGGACCAGCUCAACUACUUAAUCUUCUUUGCCUAAAACCACAAGCCUAUUAUUCACAAACAUUUGAAGAAAAGGCUGUGUCAUACAUGGUUUGUCUUAUUUACAUAACACAAGCUACUAGCGCUUGUAUUUUGCAAGUUUGGGGUUGGUUUUUUGUUUGGUUUGGUUGGGUUUUUUCCUUUGUUCUUUGGAACAAGAAUCACCAAUGUACUGAAUUCAGAAAAUCGGUAUUCUGUUGGCUGGUAUCUAUCCUCUGUAAUUUAUUACAAAGUCAUUGUUUAGAGUUCUUAAUAGAUACGUAUGCAUGUUCUUUUUCCUCCUGAAGUUGCAGGUCAUGCCAACACAACAGCUGUAACUUUCUACUGAAGUGUUAAUGUAUAAUAAGAAUGGAAAAUAUUUAUUUUUUUCUCUUGUAAAUGGACAAAACAGUAUGUACUAUAUUCUUUAUAUACAAUCAUUGCUACAUAGAACUGAUUGUACAAAGAGUAAAGCCAUUGCAAGUAAGUGCUAGAGCCUGCACUGCCGAGUAGUUCGAAACAAGCAGCUUGUUUCAACUUGCCUUGUGCAUUUUUGUAUUUAAAGUUUGUUUGUCCUGCACAAACAGCACAGUAAUGACUAGGUAGCUGGAAGCUGUCUUUUAUUUAAAAAAAAAAAAAAAAAAAAAAAAAAGAAAAAAACAAACCCAAACCC